This is a messenger RNA of Leptopilina heterotoma, 623 nucleotides long. Its product is annotated as larval cuticle protein LCP-17-like. NCBI's taxonomy places the organism in Eukaryota, Metazoa, Arthropoda, Insecta, Hymenoptera, Figitidae. The record is from RefSeq and is a predicted model, not a curated record. Gene Ontology annotation, cellular component: chitin-based extracellular matrix. Gene Ontology annotation, molecular function: structural constituent of chitin-based larval cuticle. Bases 145 to 534 code for a protein of 129 amino acids. The transcript is spliced from 2 exons.
CACUUUUCAAUUUUGGAGAGGAACCAUAAGGGAAAGUGGGGUCUCCUGGUCCAUAUAUAAAUUGGUCUCCGGAUCUGAGGAGACAUCAAACACAUCUCAAAACUCAUCUUGAAUUCUCACAAAUUCAAUCCACUCCUCAGCAACAUGAAAUUCUUCAUCGUAGCCUUGGCUCUCGUCGCCGCCGCCAGCGCGUUCCCCCAACAGCAGGAGCGAGACGCCGCAAUCCUUCGUCAGGCGCAGGACAUCUCGCCGGAAGGACAGUACAAUUACCAUUAUGAAACGGAAAAUGGAAUCCAGGCCAAUCAGGACGGAAGUCUCCAGAACGUUGGACCAAACGGUGAACCCGUGAUUGUUGCUCAGGGAAGUUACCGUUACACCGCCCCCGAUGGAACCCCCGUCGAAGUCACCUACACCGCCAACGAAAAUGGAUUCCAACCCCAAGGCUCUCACAUUCCCCAAGCUCCAGAAAUCCCAGCUCAAAUCCAAAGAGCACUCGCCUACAUUGCCGCCCACCCACCACAACCCGAAAACUGAAAAUAGACAAUUCUUAUUUUACAAUAGUUCCUAAGAUGUGUAAUUGUAGAUAAAAAAAAGAGAAGAAUAUAUUUUGUUUCCAAAGAUAA